CAAAUGUUCGACUACGCCGCUUUGGAAUAAUUAGAUCUCGUUUCCGUCUUUGUUAUAUCUUUAUACUUGCUAAUAUUCAAAAAUUUUCGCUUAUUUAAAGGAUGACGGACGUAGAGGGUGACAAGGAGAAAAUCGAAAUGACGGAAGUUAAUGGAAAUGUAAGUACAAUUCGUAAUUUUCUGCUAUUCGUUCGAAUUUAUAUAAACUUCUUGGAAUGAUUCAAUGGAUGACCGAGUCAUUGAAAUUUUCUGCUUGGUCGGCUAUGUAAGAUAAAAAUACCAAGUAUUUUAAGAGAAAUUGUUUUCUUUAUUUAUUACACCGGGUUAUUUGAUAUUAAACUAUACGCAUACAAAAAUGACCUUCGAAAAACAACCUCGUUAAUUAUCUCUCUCUGAGUAUUAUAGUCAUAUUUAUACUCCUCAACAUCAGUUGUUCGAUUAUACUCAAUAUACUUUAUUACUAAACAAUGGAUAAAAUGACCUCCGACGUUUUGUGUUUGACUCUGUGAGAUCCCUGUGGGAAAAUGAUGUAAUCGUGUUAGCUAGAUAGCGUGAAAGUAGUAGUGUUAUUCGGACUGAAGUAACAAAAAAUGUUUUCUAAACUCUUAACAAAGAUGCGUACCAUUAUAAAAAAAAAACCUCUGCAGAUGGCGUGAGGUAUAGGCAAAUUAUUCGUUCCAGACGCAACUCUGGAAUAGACGAGGAAUUCCUUGGGAAUUACCAUUUACUUUGGCGCUUUUGGCGCUAACCAUCUAGGUCGAAAUUUAAGCCUAGAUGUACAAUAAAAUUCAAAAAAACCUGUUACAUACACGUAACGCCACUAAAUAGUUUAGUUAAAAGUAUGAAAAGUGUCCAUGGAGUUACUCCAGAUCCUAUACCUAUGGGCGAGUCUUUCCAUCAUCCUAGUUUCAUUACUGGCAGUGCAAUUUUAUAUGUCUUUGACCAUGCACCACGAAGGAAAGCAGAUGGCAGAGCAAUCGCCAGAACACUAUGUAAUGCAAAGCGAACCGUCACUUGCUGGUGAAGCGUCGAUGGAGAAAGGUGAAGGUCAUGCUUCGGGAUGCUACGAAAGAAACCAUCGACGGCGUCCACAAAACGCGAGAAGUAUAAACAACGUCAAGAGUCUGCAGAGAGUACAAGAAGCACCGGUUGAAGUGUCUGAGAGUCAACAGACCCCAGUUACCACUCCAUCCGAGGAAAAGAAGAAUUCCACCCUAAUUUCAGAAGAAAAAAGCGUAAAGGAUAAAAAGAAGACAAUGUCGGGAAAAGCUGUAAAGUGUAGAGUCAUUUUACUCAAUGGGGAAACUUUUGAGAAUGAAAUAGACAAAAAUGCUAAGGGGGAAGAUUUAUUGGAGAAAGUAUGCUCGCAUUUGAAUUUGGUGGAGAGGGACUAUUUUGGACUGUCGUUUAACGAUACACAGAGUGUUAAGAUGUGGCUGAAUAACGAAAAGAAAAUCGCAAAACAAAUGCGAGGUGUCCCCUGGGUGUUUAAUUUUGAAGUUAAAUUUUAUCCACCUGAUCCAGCGGAACUAAAAGAGAAUAUCACUAGAUACCAAUUGGUGUUACAACUUCGAUCAGAUAUUGCAGAGGGAAAGUUGCCUUGUUCUUUCGUGACACAUGCUUUACUUGGAUCAUAUAUUGUUCAAGCUGAACUAGGAGAUUACGAUCCAGCCGAACAUGGACAUGAUUUUAGCUACUUAAAAGAUAUGAAGUUUGCUCCUCAGCAGACCGAGGACUUGCUUAUCAAAAUUUCCGAACUGCAUAAACAACACAGAGGUCAAAAGCCGGAUCAGAGCGAAUUGCAUUAUCUUGAAAAUGCUAAAAAAUUGGCUAUGUAUGGUGUCGAUAUGCAUCAAGCAAGGGAUUCGGGAAGUGUUGAAAUCAUGUUAGGAGUAUGUGCUAGUGGACUCCUAAUUUAUCGAGAUCGACUACGAAUCAAUCGUUUUGCUUGGCCUAAAAUCUUGAAGAUUUCAUAUAAGCGAAAUUACUUCUACAUCAAAAUUAGACCGGGAGAAUUGGAUAACAUCGAAAAUACCAUUGGAUUCAAACUGGCUAGUCACAAACUAGCAAAACGUUUGUGGAAAACUGCUGUUGAACAUCAUACUUUCUUUAGACUGAAAGAAGCAGAACCAAUUAUGAAAAAAGGAAUGGUAAUUGGUCCUAAUAAAUAUAGGUAUUCUGGAAGAACGCAAUGGCAAGCUAUGUCAAGUGAAGUUGAUAGGGAACAACCGGCAUUCCACCGAACAGGAAGCGUUUCCGCAGGCCACUUAGAAAGAGAAGAAACUACUAUGCCUGCCACUCAAACAAAACCAAUGAAACAAAUAGGCAGUUAUCGUUCGAUUGAUAAUAGUAUCGAACAUGUGAAUUCAAGCUUUGCAUAUCGCUAUGACUCUCCCCAGUCCAAAGCGGAUUGCGUCUCCGCUACUUUAAGCGCUCGUUCGUUGGCAGAUAGUUGCGUGAUGGAUCCUUUUACAUCUCCGCGAACAGAAAAUUAUAAAGAGAUAAUAGUUGAGGAAAAACGACAUUAUGCACCUGUAAUGAAAGAACUAAAUGAUACUUUGAGAUCGAAGCAUAGUACUCUUCCGCUUGCGCAUUCCAGUCCAAAUGGAUCCAUUUUGCGCAAAAAGUCUAUCCCACCAAACUCUGAGCAAUUUGAUAGAGAAAAUUUUGAUUUCGAUAACCAAAUGAAUGAUGAUGGCACGUAUGUAGAUGCUGAGGGAAGAUAUCGCGAUAGAGAUGGAAACCUGAUUAUCAAAAGAAAUGUUAUUCCCGGACCUCGUCCCACUCAAGAAGACUAUAAUCAACAUCAUGGAAAUGAUGAAUAUGGAAAUCAGUUGUACAAUUCAAAUACUGGAAAUUCUAUGAGUGACCCCAACUUUGCUAGAGAAUAUCAGCCUCGGGAUAACGCUGCUGGAAGAGAUGAUAAUUUGCCGUACGUUCGAACGGAAACUAGAACAGUUACUUAUUCUCGCGAAAAUGGUAAUGCUGAUAAUAACUUUCCCGGAGCGGAUCAAAUGAUUACGUCGCAAACCCAUUCUACCCGAACAUAUAUGAUGGAAACUACGACGUAUCAAAGAGAAAGUGGUCAAGUUGGACAACAAGUUAAUAUUCAAUCAUACAACGAGGAUGAUGAUGAACAGCAAUUAUUGGAUGCAAUCCGUAGUGUUACAGAGCUUAAUUCAGAUAUGACCGUAGAAAAAGUCGUAGUAAAAGAUGUUUUACCCUGUCAAGUCUUCGUAGCGUUGCCAAUUGUUGUUGCCCAAUUUUUUACAAGCCAAAUGGUUAUAAGUGAACAUGAAAUUUUUUUUGUUACCGGUUAA
Dimorphilus gyrociliatus is the source of this 3319-nucleotide messenger RNA. The record is from the annotation of a GenBank genome assembly. NCBI's taxonomy places the organism in Eukaryota, Metazoa, Annelida, Polychaeta, Dinophilidae.